ACCACUUGUUUAGCAAGCGCCACAGUCUCGUGAUCGUAUUUAACAAUUCUCUGUGGUUUUCAGUAUUUUUCAAAUUGAAAAUGGCGCUCCAUUCUGCAGUUAAAGGGAAAUUAAUUUCAGUCAUCGGCGACGAGGACACCUGCGUGGGCUUCCUGCUCGGCGGGAUUGGCGAAAUCAACAAAAACAGACAGCCUAACUUCAUGGUAGUGGACAAGAAUACGGCCGUCAGCGAAAUCGAAGACUGCUUCAAGCGCUUCAUCAAACGCGACGAUGUGGACAUCAUCCUCAUCAACCAGAACGUCGCCGAGCUGAUCCGACACGUGAUCGACGGCCACACACAACCCGUGCCAGCCGUGCUGGAGAUCCCAUCCAAGGACCACCCAUACGACGCCAGCAAGGACUCCAUCCUACGCCGGGCAAGAGGCAUGUUCAAUCCAGAGGACAUGGUCCGCUAGUUGCUUGGGUUUUAUUGUGUCCAUCAAAGUUAGUAGCAACAAUAGAGGAGAACAAGUUAAAAUUUCAAUAACAUUCAUAUUAUGAUAUAGGAGAUUAUUCAAUAAAUACAAGUACAAGAAGGAGAACAGAAAA
This is a messenger RNA of Dalotia coriaria, 588 nucleotides long. It is a transcript of the gene Vha14-1, whose product is annotated as V-type proton ATPase subunit Vha14-1. Gene Ontology annotation, biological process: proton transmembrane transport. NCBI's taxonomy places the organism in Eukaryota, Metazoa, Arthropoda, Insecta, Coleoptera, Staphylinidae. Gene Ontology annotation, molecular function: proton-transporting ATPase activity, rotational mechanism. Gene Ontology annotation, cellular component: proton-transporting V-type ATPase, V1 domain; membrane. Bases 81 to 455 code for a protein of 124 amino acids. The record is from RefSeq and is a predicted model, not a curated record. The transcript has 3 exons.